AUGGGGUGUGGAGGAUCAACGUCUACAAAAACCGAUGAUGGUCAUGAAAAACCCGGGGGAAGGGAUAGUCAUGAGAAGCCAAAAGGAAAGGGGGUCGACAGUAAACCUAAGGAAAAGGAGGAGGACUAUUUGAGAGAACCAGAAAAUGACUCGGUAGAUUUAGAGGACAUAGUAGUGGGGUACCCGCCACCAAAACCAAGUUCUAACAGAAAAGAACAUAUAUUUACAGAACAAGAUAAAAAUACUGCGGAUGAAAGAGCAAAUCAGAUAAAAGUUGAGGAUUAUCAGACCCUUGAUGACAUAGCACGUGCUCUGACGGAAGGAUUAACAAAUGACGUGCAAAAAGUGCGAGCAAUCUUCACCUGGAUUGGUUUACAAGGGUCAAAAGGAAACAAAUCGAGUAAAAACGACAAUAAAAGCCAAGAUGUAACUUCACCCAAAACCAUUAUACAACAAGUUAUACAAAGAAAACUCUCGUUCAAUUUCUUAUUUAUUAGCCUAUGUAGGGCUGCCAAAAUUCCGUCUGUACUUAUACGUGGACUUGGGAAGAGCGUGUCCUACGAGGUAGGUGACAAAAAUGUUGACAAUCUGAACAACUCAUGGACAGCAGUAUUUGUAGCUGGAGGGUGGCACUUUGUGUUUCCACUUUGGGCUUUCUCAGCAGUGGUUGGUCACUCAAAGGGUACAUGGACUCUAGUAGAAACCCAAGGAAAAGGUGCAAGAGAUAAAGAAGAAAAAUCAUCAGGUCAAACAAUCAGCCAUAUAAACGACUAUUUCUUCUUCACGGAGGCAGAAGAGUUCAUCUAUAUAUGUUUUCCCCUUGACUCAAAAUGGCAGUUGCUUACAAAGCCAUUUACCAAACAGGACUUUAUAGAUAUCGCAUAUUGUACACAAAACUAUUUUGAGAAUCACCAUAAAAUUACAACACCGACUAAAUGUAUCUAUGCGUCUGUUGGUGGUGUAUGCGAUAUUGGGAUAAAAAAUUUAGACAAGGAGGAAUGUUCUUACGUAUACAAGCUGUAUUUUAAUCACGAGGAAUCAAAGACAACCCUGUCUUCAGAAAUACAGCUUGAGAGAUACGUUGCCGUAUUCAAUGAAGGGCCUUCUAUGAGGUUUCGUGUUCGGUUUCCCAGUGAAGGUAUUUAUAAGAUGGAGAUCUAUGGUGACUAUUCGCUUUUGUGUGAAUUUAAACUUGAAUGUAACGAGGAUGUAAACGAUGUAAAACCAUUUCCCUGUAAUCCAGAGUCUGGAUUUGGUCCCAAUUCUCUAACAGAAGAAGCAGGGCUCCAAGCACAGUCUCAUAAGACUGGAUUCAUCAAUAUCAAACAGACGAAGAAUUUCAGUAUGAAAUUUAACAUUACAAAGAAUGUGUUAGUGCAAACAAUUUUGUUACACAAUAAUAUGGAACAACAGACGCUGAAAAAACACGUGAAUCAUAAGAUAAAAGGUCAGGAGCUGGAUAUCAAUGUGAAUUUGCCUCAAAAAGGAGAAUAUGCUCUUCAGAUCAACACAAAGGACAAAGAUUCUGGUGGUUCAUUUAAGAAUGCCUGUAACUACCUUUUGACCUCAGAAAACAUGAACAAAAAACGGAGGCCUUACGAGAAUGCGAUCGAAAAAAGAACUAGGAAGGCAUUACAAGAUACCACAUCUUCCAAUGAUAUAAGUGCUCUCCAAAAGGCUCUUGAUGAGUUCGAUAAGAUUGAUCUGGAAGACAAAGGAGAUCGCCAAAAGGCAGAAGAAAGAUUGACAUAUUUGAGCCUGCGUAAAGAACUGAAAGACGCAAUUGCAAGAAGGCAUGGCGAGAAACUAGAAGAAGCAAUAGAAAAUGCGAAAUCGUCCGAGUAUGUGUCCGAUCUUAAGAAACUGAUUGAAGAAGCAGAUGAUUUGUUAUCACAGCUUCGAAGGCUGAAGAGAUUUGCUCACGAGGUUCUGAAAAUGCAACAGCCAACUAUAUCUGAAAUCCACAACUAUAAACACCCAAAACCUAUGGCUUAUGAUGUCAUGAAAGCUACAUACAUCCUUCUAGGGGAGGAGGAAAGGCGUGUUGAGGAAUGGGAACAGAUACAGGCGUUGAUGCGCAAGACGGGAAAAGAAGGGCUGCUAAGGCGCGUGCGUCUGUUUGACACUGUCCACUUGACCGAGAACAUGAUAAAUCACUCCUCUCAGAUACUCCGACCAUACGACGAAGAGAGGAUACGAGCUUCCAGUGCGGGCCUCGGAACAUUUUACAAAUGGGCGACGGAUGUAAUUGAAGAAAUAAGAAAAUCAGAAAAUUCUUCGAGAGAUCGAGAAGUCCAGGAAAAUGUAACCAAAAGAAAAAUAUAG
Molecule: messenger RNA, 2325 nt
Organism: Saccostrea echinata
Lineage: Eukaryota; Metazoa; Mollusca; Bivalvia; Ostreida; Ostreidae
Product: lim and transglutaminase domain protein ltd-1-like
Exons: 9
Coding region: 1-2325 (774 amino acids)
Source: RefSeq, a predicted model, not a curated record